AUGCAACAGGCCCCUGCGGUGGAGCUUAACCCAGUGGUGAAGCCGUGGCCAUUUAGGGGAUGGGCAAUGGACUUGAUCAGGAAGGUGACACCGCCAGCUAUGAGGGGGCAUUGUUUCAUAAUCGUGGUAAGGGACUAUUUCACCAAGUGGAUAGAAGCCGUUCCCAUGAAGACGGUUACCCAGAUGGAAGUCAUCCGGUUCCUGAAAACCCAAAUAAUUCACAAGUUUUGGCUGCCUGAGACUAUCACGUGCGAUAAUGGGUCAGUCUUCACUAGGGACCAAGUCCUUGAGUUUGCUGUGGAUUAUGGGAUCACCAUAACCCAUUCCAUGCCCUACUACGCUCAGGGGAAUGGACAGGCCGAGGCAAGCAAUAAGGUGUUAAAGAAUUUCUUAGCGAAGGUGGUGGAGGAAAACCCCAGAAGAUGGGCUGAGUUGUUGUCUGAAGUUCUAUGGGCAUUCAGGACGUCGCAGUGA
This is a messenger RNA of Telopea speciosissima, 474 nucleotides long. RefSeq lists its product as uncharacterized. The coding region runs from base 1 to 474 and encodes 157 amino acids. The transcript has a single exon. NCBI's taxonomy places the organism in Eukaryota, Viridiplantae, Streptophyta, Magnoliopsida, Proteales, Proteaceae. Gene Ontology annotation, molecular function: nucleic acid binding. Gene Ontology annotation, biological process: DNA integration. The record is from RefSeq and is a predicted model, not a curated record.